Messenger RNA from Theileria equi strain WA, 1344 nucleotides. RefSeq lists its product as hypothetical. The transcript has a single exon. Bases 1 to 1344 code for a protein of 447 amino acids. Gene Ontology annotation, molecular function: antiporter activity. Lineage: Eukaryota; Apicomplexa; Aconoidasida; Piroplasmida; Theileriidae. Gene Ontology annotation, cellular component: Golgi apparatus. The record is from RefSeq and is a predicted model, not a curated record.
AUGAUAUUUUUAGUGUGUAAUUUGGAUUCCAUUGGAUUCAUUCCUAAUGGAGCAUUUCUGCCGGGAUAUUCAAGUCCCGUCCUAAAUAACAGAUGUAAUAAGCAAGUAGAAACCUACUACUCCCAGAAUGGUUCGGCACUUUUCGGUAAUUCAGUUCAAAGAAGAACUUUACUUGGAGCAAAAAGACGUGUUCAAACAGGAAAGACAAGCGUUGCUAAAGUAUCUAGUCCUGUUAAUUUAAUGGAAUCACUGGCAAAUAAUUCGUCAUUAUCCUCUAAUAUAGCUGGGUUGCUUCCAAGUAUCAACCUAAAGAAUCUAAAGGAUACGGCAAACCAAUUUGGGAUUCUGGGACUGUGGUAUGCAGGAACCGUUCUGUACAACAUAGAGAAUAAAAAAGCACUCAAUAUGUGUCCUCUCCCAAAAACAAUAGCCACAUUGCAAAUGUAUGUGGCAGUGCCAUUUUUGGUAUCCAGAUGGCUACUAGGGUUGAAGAGCCCGCCAAGGUUUAAUGUUUCUACUACAGAACCCAAAAGAACUCUAAAUCAGUCCAAUGAUAUUAUAUCUGUGAUCAAGAGAAAAGUUUCAAGUGGUUUGCACCGUGUAAAGAACUAUGUGAAAGCCUACAAAAGCAUCUUGGUUCAAAGCGGAUAUUUCUCGCUUUUACAUGUUUUGUCUGUAACAGCACUAAAUGCUGGAGCUGUGGGAUUUGUGCACAUUCUCAAGGCAAGUGAACCGAUUUUUGCAUCUGUUGUCUCAUAUUUUAUGGGAAGCAAGAUGUCUCCAAUUACAUUUUUAACAUUGGUACCUAUAGUUGGAGGAGUUGCUCUCUCGUCUAUUAAGGAACUCAACUUUUCUCCAACCGCUCUCAUUGCUUCGCUUCUCUCCAAUGUUUUUGCUUCUGUUAGAAGAAUUGAGGCAAAGAAAUUCUUUAAACAAAAUAUGAGUAAAAUAGGUCAAAACAUUACACCCUCUAAUGUAUUCACACUCAUGACCCUGUUCAGCACAAUAAUGCUAACUCCACUCGCACUCUACGAGCAGCCAAAAUGGGCAGAGGCAUACGACAUUAUAGUAAAAAAGUUUGGUAAAGACGGUCCACAGAUGUUGAUGAAACACGUUGUCCUAUCAGGAAUAUUCUAUGCACUCUAUAAUGAAGUUUCUUUCAUUGCUCUAUCGCAACUCGCACCAGUUAGCCACGCUGUUGCAAACACAUUUAAGAGGAUAUUUUUAAUUUUAACAAGUGUAGCCAUAUUCGAUGCAAAACUUUCAUCCCAGGGAAUGUACGGUUCAGCACUUGCCAUCUUUGGCACACUACUAUACUCCCUAAGUAAAACCCUCAAUGGUUAA